UCUGGCGAAGCAGCGUGAGACGAUCCCGUUCGCUGGCUUGCGUCGCGUUUAUCGACGGAUAAUCGAAUUCGAGAUUCCGAACUGCGCGUAGCGUGUCGCGGCUUUGUUUAUUUCCGAGUCUUUCGAUCGGGCGCGGUUUCGGCCUCGUCGUCCGUACAGCGAUCGCGCUAAGGCUGUGCGCGCCCACGCGCCAACCCGACCCGAGAGUGAACAGACAAGUGCGCGUCAGUGAACCAUGCUGUGUCGUCCGUCAAGAUACCUCGUGUUGUGCAACUAGUGAUCGCUCUACAAGCGUGUGUACUCUCACACGGUCACGCUUCGCUCCGAGUGCCACGCCGAGUACAGCAUCGCGCAGCUUGUCAAACUGGAUGCGCCACCGGGAAACGAGUUCACGCAGUUGGAUUUCAGUGGCAAGGAUGACAGAUGGCGAGGAAGAGAGUGAGAACCACAAAUAGAGCGAAAUGGACUGCAGAGAGUAUGAAGGAAGCAUUGAAUGCCAUGGCAAUGGGUCGAGGGCUUAGGGAAGUAGCAAGAUCUUUUGGGAUUCCUGUAUCCACUCUGAAAGAUCGGUGCAAAUCUGGACGCUCACACGAAGCUAGCUUAGGUAGAAACUCCGUCUUCUCUGCAGCGCAAGAAAAGGAACUAACCAAUCAUAUAAUAACGAUGGCUAGAAUGUUUCAUGGAAUCACGCCUGUAGAUUUGCGCCGAAUUGCUUUCGAAUUCACUGAGAAAAAUUCUAUCCGGAAUAAUUUUAAUGCAAGUUCUCGAACAGCUGUAAAAGACUGGCUUCGAGGGUUUCUUAAGCGAAAUCCACAAGUCAGCCUUCGCAAGCCAGAAGCAACAAGUUUGAAUAGAGUUAUUGGGUUCAGUGAAGCUGCUGUAAAAGAGUUUUCUUCAAACCUUGAAACAGUGAUGACGAAACACAGAUUUCAGGGGUCAAGAAUAUUCAAUAUGGAUGAGACAGGAAUAUCUGUUGUUCAGACUCCAAAUAAAAUUUUGGCGCCCAAAGGCCAAAAACAAAUUGGAUCACUAACAAUCCUGGAAAGAGGCAAAAACAUAACUGUCUGCAUGGCUAUGAGUGCAAGUGGGUCAUACAUACCACCGAUGUUUGUUUUUCCAAGAGUGAGGAUGAGUCCAACUUUGAAGAAGGGAGGUCCUGAAGGGGCAAUAUAUGACUGCUCUAAGAAUGGUUGGAUCAACGAAGAUCUUUUCAUUAAAUGGCUGGAGCAUUUUGAAGCACAUGCGAAGCCAACAAAAGAAGACCCAGUGCUGUUGAUCACCGAUAACCAUAACUCUCACAAGACAUUAAAUGCAUUCAAUUUUUGUCGAGAUCAUGGUAUUGUUAUGAUAACGAUUCCUCCUCACACCUCGCAUCGUCUCCAACCACUCGACUUAACAUUCUUUGGUCCCUUAAAAAAUGCCUACAACCGAGAGUGCGACUUGUUUAUUAAGGGAAAUGCAUUUAAAAGGAUAAGGGAAGACGAUGUUGCAAUGUUGUUCAACAAAGCAUUUAUGAGGGUUGCAACUAUUGAGAAAGGAGUUUCUGGAUUCUCUGCUGCAGGAAUUUAUCCCAUGAAUCUUGAUAAAUUCUCAAAGGAUGAUUUUUCAUUCCCUACCACUCAGAUAAUUUCCAGGCGUACAUCUGACCUUGUAACUGUUUCUGAUGAUGUCGCAGAGAGAAGUGAAGUCGAGAAUAGUCAUGAUCAUACGGUUAGGCCUACAGUCAGUGACAACGAAAACCAGGCUUUAUCUACUGCUACAAUUUCCAUUAGAUUUUCUGAUGUAAAUCCCAUUCCUUGUCUUAGACCUACAGCUGGACCUUCAGAGGCAACACCUAGGCAUCGGUCUAGGCAGCAUUCGGUAAUUUUCACUGCAACUCCAACUAAAGUUGUGCUUGAAGAAGCUAUGAAGAAAAAACAAGCAAAGAACAUUAAAAAAACCUAAAAGCUAAGAAAAGAGAAGCGAAUCCUGACAGGCGCAUGAGCACCAGCAAUAAGAAAUUGAAGCUUGACAAGAAAGUAAAGAAAA
Molecule: messenger RNA, 2028 nt
Organism: Bacillus rossius redtenbacheri
Lineage: Eukaryota; Metazoa; Arthropoda; Insecta; Phasmatodea; Bacillidae
Exons: 2
Coding region: 424-1944 (506 amino acids)
Cellular component (GO): nucleus
Molecular function (GO): DNA binding
Source: RefSeq, a predicted model, not a curated record